Exaiptasia diaphana is the source of this 1224-nucleotide messenger RNA. RefSeq lists its product as uncharacterized. The transcript has 9 exons. Bases 82 to 1224 code for a protein of 380 amino acids. The record is from RefSeq and is a predicted model, not a curated record. Lineage: Eukaryota; Metazoa; Cnidaria; Anthozoa; Actiniaria; Aiptasiidae.
GGGUAAUAAGCUAAGAUACUUGUCGCGAGAUUAAAGUCUAUCGGCAGUUGAAUUUUGGAAACUACAUUGAAAGGUUUCAAGAUGAACCGGGCUGGCCGAAUCGCCGUUUACUUCUGCUUGCUGUUGGUUCUGAACGAGUUUGGACCUGCGCACUUUAAAAGAGUUGGACUGCAUGAAUUGAAGCUGUCGAAGCCAAAGACUGAGUCUGGAGGCGAAAAACGAAGUGUAUUAGGAACCUUUGGCAAAUAUGUUCUUAAGUCUCUAGUUGUUGGAUCAAAAUUUCUGGAACAGGCAACAACAAUAGCCACUAUCAUCGGAACAUUUUAUAACCUUGUGUCCCAGUGCUGUGAUGGCGCAUAUAAACAGACCUGUGAGUUCACAAAAGAAGCUAAAAACAUUCAAGUUGAACUGGAAGAGAAGAAAAACGAAAUGAGGGAUAUACUCCUUGAAACAAAAAAUCUCGAGAGCAUGAUAAUAAUGGCGCAGACAGAGUUUAAUUACACGGUGUUGGAAAUGCAUAAAAUCGGCCAAGCGUCGGGAAGACUUCUGAAAAGCAUAAGCAGCAACAUUACGCUAGAAUUGAACUUAUUGGACAACAAACUUGAGACCCUAGUUCAAGAGAAAGCAGCUUUAAAUCAAACCAUACAAUAUGUUAAAAUUGAGACGCAAUAUUUCGACGUUCUCGAUGGUGUGCUUGGCAUUGCAUUGCCACUGUUUACGACCAUCAUACCAGCAGUCCCAAAACUAAAGCUAUGGAUCAAGGCGCGAAUGGGACGAUACAAAGUUUACGAGAUCGAGCAACCGAUUAAACCCCCAGAUAAGACCUCAGAGAGGUAUCAGGCUAGCAAGAGUUGGUUUGGAAAGAAGGCUGCGAAGAUAACGUACAAAGUCGAUAAACUCAAUUACAAGCUCCAAACUAAAUAUGACAAGUCAUUUAAUCUCGCUAAAAACGUGAAAAAAGGAUUUGAUGCUGCGAUUUCCCUGGCAAAAACAGCGUACAGCAUCUAUUUCCUGUAUAAAGCUCUUACAAAAUGUAAAGAUGCUUAUGAUAAAGCAAAGGAAGCUUUGAUGCAAAUGAGAGAAGCGAAGGAUAAAAUGACUGAAAUUUACAAUGGAGUCCUACAAGCCCGAGAUGCCAUGCGCGAGGUAAMGURCCUUAAAGGCCCAUGGUCAACCAGCAUUCAAUGCGKUCGUGUUUUAGAUUUUUCAAAUAUAAAAAAAUGA